AUGUAUAAAGAUGUGAAGAUUUACUAAUUUAUUUAUCAGAUCAUAAAUAAUGCAAAUAAGGUUUUUAAGGACGCACUGUAAAUAUAAUUGCAAGGGUUGUAUUAAUCAGAUGGAUGA
Messenger RNA from Paramecium sonneborni, 117 nucleotides. The record is from the annotation of a GenBank genome assembly. Lineage: Eukaryota; Ciliophora; Oligohymenophorea; Peniculida; Parameciidae.